Fraxinus pennsylvanica is the source of this 486-nucleotide messenger RNA. The record is from the annotation of a GenBank genome assembly. NCBI's taxonomy places the organism in Eukaryota, Viridiplantae, Streptophyta, Magnoliopsida, Lamiales, Oleaceae.
AUGGUGGAUAAAGGGUUUGGUUUGGAAUUAGAGUAUUUGUCGAGGGCAUCUGCUCAUGUUGUUGGGAAAAGUAGGAGUGGGAUAGUGUACAAGUUGGUGGUGGGUGGAGGUGUCAAGGGGGGAGGAGCAGGUGUGGGUGGUCCAGUGGUGGUUGCAGCGAGACGUUUCUGUGAGGAAGACGCCACGUGGGGGUUCAAGGAGUUAGAGAGCGAAAUGGAAGCCAUGUUCAGGGUUCAACAUUGUAACAUUGCGAGGUUAAGGGCUUAUUACUAUGCCAGUUAUGAGAAGUUGCUGGUUUCUGAUUUCAUCUGCAAUGAAAGCCUGUACUGUGCACUACAUGUUGCUGCUGCUAAUGGUGUGGUGUUUAAGCCCCUGCAGGUUGUUUCCGAUACUGGAAGAGAGGUUCUCGAGGCAAUGGGUUUAAAGUGGCGCCAGCCAGAUUUUGGUAGAUCUGUGUUAGGCAACCCUUGCUUGGACAGAGCCUAG